Molecule: messenger RNA, 1245 nt
Organism: Mesocestoides corti
Lineage: Eukaryota; Metazoa; Platyhelminthes; Cestoda; Cyclophyllidea; Mesocestoididae
Source: the annotation of a GenBank genome assembly
AUGCAAACAGUAGAGCACGUCAUCCGCAUGAGGCAGGGCCCACCAUGGGGCUUCAGGCUAGCGGACACCUUCAAUGGCGGUCUAAUCGUUUCCCAAAUUCGAAGACAAAGCCCAGCCGAAAUGGCGGGUCUUCGGGAAAAUGAUGUCGUCGUUGCCAUUAAUAACAUUUCAACCAGGGGUCUGAACAGAACAUACGCAAUUAACAUCAUCAAUAAUGCCGACUAUCAAUUGGACCUCAUUGUUCAAAGGCAAGAACGCCGCAAGCCACAAAUGAUGACUUUCUUCCUCGACACGAGCGCUGCCCGAGGUCAAUUGGUGCGCCAGGAAAUGGCGUCGCGUGACCUUGACAUUACCUGGAGGAAAGAGCCCUCGCCGCCACCGCCACCGCCUCCUCCUCCUCCAGAGCCGCCUCGCAUUGUGCCCGCUGAUCCCAACGUCACCCCAGUGUCCUUUGACCGCCUCAUGAAGAAGUACGACGUCCCUCAGGCGGCACCGUCUUUCAAAAAACGCACUUUUGCAAACUCGGCCUUCUAUGCAGGCACGAACGUAUUCUAUCCGAGUGUUGAGGAGCAAAUUGAGAUGGCACGACGUGUGGCGAAGAGCAUUGAGGCCCCUGUUAAUCAGGGCUCUCGCGGGGCACAGAUUUUCGAGGCGCAGCAGCAGCGCGCGGAGAAAUACGUCAAAGAAGGACCAGAGCCAGUUCCUGAUCCUUUCGAAAACGCCACCGCACAGCAACUCGAGUACAUGAUACCGCCGGCUCCUCCGCCUCCUCCGGCACCCACUGCUCCCAGUUUUCCCAGCCUCACCUCCAGUAUUCCUCCUGCACCUCCUCCGCCACCACCUCCACCCGGUCAGCCACGGUCUGUGCAGGAAUUCAUUGAGAAAAUUCGUCGAUUCCCCAAAAACACCCACAUGGAGAUAUCGCCACAGGUUUGCUUUGAUAUAGCUGCAGCAUUGCACACCUCUGGCAGCCGUGGAGGAUCAAUGUUCGCGAAGAGGAAGGCAAAGGCGCAGAACUGGGAAAUCGAAAAUACAGGGGUCCCCGUCCCGGUCUUGACGGCCCAACAUGUCGAGAAGCCCAAGCUGGUAUCGAAGUUGGAGCAGCAGCAUCAACAGACGUAUCAGCAGCAGCAUCAUCCAGUCCUGCCACAACAGCAGAAACGCACCUCGCUUACCGCACUUGGUCGGCUAAAUGAAGCACCACUAAGACCCCAGCCGCCCAAUUUGGGUGUGAUUGAGAAGUAG